AUGUCCACCAUCAUCGUUGAAUCAAAAGAUGUAACAACGUUCAGUGUGACGGAGUUAAUGGGUUCUUUACUUGCCCAUGAGCACAAAUUCAGUAAGAAUGAAGAAAACAGAUCUUCUGAAACUGUUUUUCCUUCAAAGCAACAACAGAAAUCCUCAAACAAUAAGGGGAACAAUCAAAAGAAUCAAGAAGACUCCUUGUUUUAUGCACGACAAGCUUUCACCUCUAGUGGAAGCAAAGAUAAAUGGUUGGUUGACAGUGGGUGCACUUCUCACAUGAAAAAUGAUUCAAGCACAUUCAACAAGCUUGACUCUUCAAUCAAAUUUCCAGUUCGCAUGGGGAACAGAGUUGUGGUAAAGUCCACUGGAAAAGGCACGAUUGUUGUACAAACAAAGAAAUGUACAAAAUACAUUAAUGAUGUUCUCCUUGUUCUAGAUUUGAGUGAGAGUUUACAAAAGCUUUGUAAAUGUACUAUAAUGGGCCUAGAGAAAAAAGAGAUUUCAAAUUUCCCUAUGGAAAACAAAAGCUUUGCUUUGAAAUGGGAUUCUGCAGCAGAAGGAACACAUCUUACAGUGGGUUUUACACCUCAGCAAAAUGGAGUUUCUGAACAGAAAAACAGAACCAUUAUGGAGAUAGCUCGAUGCAUGCUAAUGGAGAAGAAUUUACCAAAGAAAUUUAGGACGGAAGCUGUGAGAACAACAUUAUAUAUGCUGAAUAGAUUGCUCACAAAGGCGACUCAAGAUAAAACUACGAUUAAAGCAUGGUUUGGAGGAAAACCAUCAGUGAAACACUUGAGAGUAUUUGGCUCAAUUUGCUAUGCUCAUAUUCCAGCUCAAAAGAAAAACAAACUAGAUGCAAAGACUGAAAGAGAAAUAUUUCUUGUCUAUGAUUCUCAAGCCAAAGGCUAUCGAAUUUUCAAUCUUGACACUGAGAAGAUCAUGAUCAGUAGAGAUGUGGAGUUUAAUAAAGAUGUAAACUAG
Hibiscus syriacus is the source of this 978-nucleotide messenger RNA. RefSeq lists its product as uncharacterized. Bases 1 to 978 code for a protein of 325 amino acids. Lineage: Eukaryota; Viridiplantae; Streptophyta; Magnoliopsida; Malvales; Malvaceae. The transcript is spliced from 3 exons. Gene Ontology annotation, molecular function: nucleic acid binding. The record is from RefSeq and is a predicted model, not a curated record.